UUUAAUAAUAAUUUAGUGACAAGUCCCUUGAUUUUUCUUUCAUGAACUUCUUUUUUCUGUCAGGGUAAAGCCCCUUUUACAUAUUUCCUGGCCGACUUUUUUCAAUGAUAUCCAUGAUUUUUGAUGAAGAAACUUUUUGGGUUUUAUCAUCACUUCUGGCCAUCAUGUUAUUCCUGUUUAGUAAAUCAGCGCUGUGAAAGAGUUUCAAAAUUGACAUUAUUUAUUUUCUCCAAAAAAAAGUAACUUAUUACAAAAACUUUGCCAAAUAUCGCGUUCAUCUCAUUCAUUUUAAAUUGUUAAAACGUAAUUAUUGAAAUGCAUUUUAUUCCCGGCCCGAAAGAGGUUGAUUUCGAAUCGAGUCAAACGAAGAACUGUUCGCUUGGGGGCUGGAGAUCAAUAUUGUUCUGUUUCGUUUUGUUUGUGAUAUUUCGUGAUGUUACGUUUCGGAGUUGGUUUGUUAAAACACCAUUGUUUGUGGCCAAGACAAUACUGGACACAUUGUUUUUAAAGAGCCUCUCUGAUUUCAACAACUCCAUAUAGUGUUUCGACCACGCUUCGUCAACUGCGUCAAAGUUUUUUAUCUGUGAUGGCUUCAUUAUUACUUGUAUUCUUUUUAAUUUUAUUAAUUGAGAAUCCCUUAAGAGCUACAAAGUUAAAAGACUUGAAUGUGAAUGAUUAUCCGUUGACCAAGUCCCUGGGCUUCUCCAUGGACACAAAGCUGGGGAAGAAACUGGAGGACGCGAUGUUCAGCCAAGGUUACAUGGAGCAGUACCAGGACGUCAUGCGCGCCAGCCGCGAAUCCUUUGAAAGUUUCGAGCGUGACAAGGAGAGGAGGCGACGACGAGGUAAAAGUUCCACGGAAGUUGAUAGGGAAGGUAUAGUGGAACGGCGACGCGGCGCUGGUCGCCUACGUUCUGAAGUGGGUCGGCGACGCGCGCGUUCGCAGGCGCUACGUAGAGACAAGCUGAACACGCAGAGUCUGCGAAGUCAUCUAGAGCAUUCCAAACAAUCAACGCAGCGCGACUCACAUGCCAUAUCCUCAUAGAUCACAUAUCAAUAAAUU
Molecule: messenger RNA, 1063 nt
Organism: Papilio xuthus (Asian swallowtail)
Lineage: Eukaryota; Metazoa; Arthropoda; Insecta; Lepidoptera; Papilionidae
Exons: 3
Coding region: 587-1045 (152 amino acids)
Source: RefSeq, a predicted model, not a curated record